CAACACUGCUCCGGACGUCGAUAACUUGUUCGCUCGUAGUAAUACGGACAUGUAUUGAAUUAAGUAUGAGGAAUUCUCUCCCCAUGGUAGGGUCUUUGGAAAUUGAUGUUAUUUACGAGUCAUUUGACAGUGACCAUAGUAGACCGAAGUGUCUUAGCUGACAACUUCAAAGUAACAGGUCAGAGGCAAUCCUAUCUGUUACCUUAAAAGGUUGUUAGAAAUGAUAAUUAAUGCUCUGUGACCAGCCAGAGAGAUGUCACAGCCGACCGAAUGGUGUCCAUCAGCAGAAGCAGAAUCAUGACAACGUUCAAGCACUUUAAAGAAAGGUAGCCUACUGAAAGUUUUUUAUUUCAGAGACUGGAAAAACGUCAGAGGUUAGUUAUGGCGAAUGUAUUGAACAACCAUUGGGCACUGUGUGGCCAAGUGGCAUGGUUGUUUGUAGCCCUUUUCAUACCCUGGACUGGCCUUUGUGCAGAAGAGCUAAAACAGACAAGAUGGCCAUUGUUUUCCAAAAAGCCGAUUCUCCUGGCCUGGAAUGCCCCAACAAAGGACUGUUUCCCACGUCAUGGUAUACACUUUCCUCUGGAGCAAUUUCAGAUUGUGGCAUACCCAACUGAGGGGUUUGUUGGACAGAACCUCACAAUAUUUUACAAGGAUCGACUUGGCUUGUAUCCUUAUUAUGAGCCCGAUGGCACUGCUGUCAACGGCGGCCUCCCACAGGUCGUCAGCCUCUCCCAGCACUAUGAGAAGAUACCGACGGGAUUGAAGAAGUAUAUACGGGAGCCAGGGUCCAAAGGCCUGGCUGUCAUCGACUGGGAGGAAUGGCGCCCACUGUGGAUUCGAAACUGGAACAGCAAGGAUGUGUAUAGAGAAAAGUCUCGACUUAUGGUGGCCCAAAAGAACCCAGAAUGGCUCCCUGAACGGGUAGGGAAAGUUGCCCAGCAAGAAUUUGAGCUGUCCGCUCAGAAAUUCAUGCUGGAGACUCUGAAACUUGCCAAAAGCCUGAGGCCACACCAGUUAUGGGGGUUCUACCUGUUCCCCGAUUGCUACAACCAUGACUACACCAGUGACCCGAACAGGUACACCGGGCGCUGUCCUGAUCUGGAGGAGAAGCGGAACGACCAGCUCAGCUGGCUGUGGACUGAGAGCACGGCACUGUUCCCCUCCAUCUACAUUGCCUCAGUACUGCGCUCCACAACUUUCGGGCGGCGCUUUGUGCGUCACAGGGUAACAGAGGGAAUGCGCCUGGCCUCGACCGGGGACGGAGUGGCACGGCCUGUGUUUGUUUACACCCGGCCCACCUAUACCAAUGAGCUGACCCUGCUCACCGAGAUGGAUUUGGUAUCGACCAUCGGAGAGAGCGUCGCGCUGGGGGUGGCAGGUGUCAUCCUGUGGGGAGACGCCAGCUAUGCAAGCAGUAAAGGAAACUGUUUCCGCCUCUCUGAGUAUCUCCGCGGGCCGCUGGGCCGAUACCUUCUCAACGUCUCCACCUCGGCCGAGCGGUGCAGUGGCGUGCUGUGUCAUUCCCACGGCCGCUGUCUGCGCAGGAAUCCCGACACAGACACAUACCUACACCUGAACCCCCUGAGCCAUAGCAUUACACUGCAGGACGGGCGAUGGAAGGUAACUGGUAAGGCAGGCCAGACCGAGCUGGUAGACUUCCGCACACAUUUCCAGUGCCAAUGCUACAGUGGAUACAGAGGGGAAGGCUGCGGCCUUAAAGAAAAAGAAGAGAAUAGAGCCAUCUCUUUCCUGGGUGCUUGGCCCCUGAGUCUUAUUCUCCCACUAGGUCUCCUCACCUUGCUACACUGAACGAACCCUGAUCAAAGACCAGUUAUCUCUACAUGUCGAGGAGGUAUACAAUGAGAUGGGCGUCGGAUCAAAGGCCUUAUGAAACAAACAUUGAUGAUCCUCAUUCAUCUGAACCAUGGACCCGCCGCUCACCACAGAACGUGUGAACACUGAACACUUUACAGGCAUUGCUCCUCGCCGCCAUGCUUCUUGGGGCCUUUGCUUUUUUCUCUGUAAAUUGCAAGUUUGGUCAUUUAAUCAGCCAAAGAAGAUCAGUAGGACUUGAGAGUUUCAUUUAAUUUCCCAUGCAUUGUCAUUGCAUGUGAUGCAAGGAGAAGGAGACUAAGGUCAGUGCUUAGAAUCAGAGAAUUAAACUCAAAGUCCACUUGUACCUAGUUUAUUUGGCAAAAUAAAUGAGCAUACAUGCAGAGAAGAGGCGAAGAGGUUCUGGUGGACAUUUGGGGAUUUUCAUUUUGUUUCUAAGCACUGACCUCAGCAUAAUUGUCAUUGCAUCACGUGCAACUAGCUAGGUAGUUGGUUGCAUGUGUUGGAAUGACAAUGUCUUAUUUCCUUAUUCUAAGCACUGACCUCAACAACAUUGUGAUUGCAUCACACGCAUUUUUAUACAGUUUUAUAUUAUAAAUAUUAUAUUUAUAUUGUAAGAUAUACAGUGUGCGUAUAGGUUUUAUGUGCCAAUCGUUGCUACUGCCUGCAAAGAAGCUAAUGCUUUGGGGAUGCAUCUAAGCAAGGUUUAGAAAGCCAUCCUGAAGCUUUGCAUCUGGUUCAUUGAUAUCCUGGGCAUCAAUUAACAAUUGUGCCUUAAUCGAGACUGAAGCCCACUUAAAAGUCCAACUAAUGAUUCUGAUGUGUAGUAUUCCAUCUUAUCUAUCGGAAAUCUUGUUUGUUUUGAUGUAUUUUUUUAGCUUGCUGCAACAGUGAUUCUCUAAGUUGUACUAAUAAUGCAGGUCAUAAACCAACAUCAAAUGAAUUCUAAAGCUAUUGAUUGGUUGGUUGUACUAAUUCAUGCACAUAAUCUUCUGCAUUGUGUUCUAGAAUUGUGACUCAUUUGCACUGGGAUAUUUUCAGCUGGCUUUCAAUAUUUAUUAAAUUUAUAAUUUGGUCCUGAUAAAUCAUCAA
Gadus morhua (Atlantic cod) is the source of this 2928-nucleotide messenger RNA. RefSeq names its product hyaluronidase-2. Gene Ontology annotation, molecular function: hyalurononglucosaminidase activity; hyaluronoglucuronidase activity. NCBI's taxonomy places the organism in Eukaryota, Metazoa, Chordata, Actinopteri, Gadiformes, Gadidae. Gene Ontology annotation, biological process: carbohydrate metabolic process; hyaluronan catabolic process. The record is from RefSeq and is a predicted model, not a curated record. The transcript is spliced from 4 exons. The coding region runs from base 382 to 1812 and encodes 476 amino acids. Gene Ontology annotation, cellular component: cytoplasmic vesicle.